AUGAUUAAUUUAAAUGAAGAGGAAAAACAACAAUAAAGCAAACUAAUCAAUAUAUUUUUUCAGCAUGCGAAAUAAGGAUUAAUUAUAUUGCUUAUGAACAAUUUAAUAAAGGAAGAAUACUUCUUUUUACAAAUCACACUUUAUUUAACAAUAAUAAUGCUAGCAUUUAAUUUUAUUGCUGCCAUAUUUUUGCUUUGUGUUAAGAGGGAUUUUCCUAGAUUGGAGUAUUUUCUCAUUUACACUUUGAAUUUGUUCUUAUUUUUGACAUUGCUUGUAUAUUCAAUGAAAUUCUUCAUUGAACUUUAUGAUACAAAUAAACAGUUAUCCUUAUAUGUAAAAACUUACAUUUUGAUUUUGCUUCAAAAAGUAUUAAGUUGUGAAUUCAUGAUUAGGAAAUUGAAAUUUUGACCAUAAAAAUAUUUCCAUAUGACAUAGCUAAUAGAUAAGUAAAUUGUUUUACAUCGUUCAUUUUUGUGUUUUUGAUUUUAUUAGAUGAAGAUCCUAUUUAAUGUAAACAACAAUUUGCAGUUCUCCUGCUAUUUCAUUUAAUAAAUCACACCUUCCAGUUGAUUUUUAAUACUCUAUUCAAUCUUCUAAUUUUGAAUAAAAAAAAAUAACAAAAAGAAUUGAGAACAUUUUCAAAGUAAAAUAACAUUCUAAUAAGCUAUUAGUUUACUUCUGAUUGUAUUUUUCUUGAUUCAUAUAACUUUAUUCAUUUUUACUAUUAUAAAGACAAUUCAAUUAAAAGAUUAAGAAUGUCCAUGUUUGUACUUUACUAUUCAAUUUUAUAAAUGUUUUGCACCAAUAAACUUUGGUGCAUUUUCAUUCGUGAUAUUACUUGAAUAUUAGUGGUUUAAAGGCACAUUAACAAAUCAAGAAACUAUUGAUAAAAAUAGCUAAAAUUAGAGUUCUUGUAUAACAAUAAUCUCUAUAUUUUUAGACGCUGCUUCACUUUAGAAAAACAAUGCAAUUCAAAAGGAUAGGCAAUCCUUCAAAAGUAUGAGUUCAGUAAUUAACAACCCUAUGGAUAAUAGUGAAUGCAAUUCCUAAGCGCCAAAUUUUGGAAAGUAUAUCUGAAAAUUUAUUAUUUCCUAGAGAUGAGAACAAACAAUUGUAAAAACUAGGCACUAGCCAAUUUGGUGCUUCUUAAUACAAUUAAGGAAUGGAGCAUUCUUGGGCUAAUGUUUAUCAUUAAAAUCCAUUUAACUAAUAAAAUAGCAAAGAAAAUAAUAACAAUCAAAAACGAGAGAGUAAAUCUGUAGAUGAGAGUUUUAUAAGGCAGGAAGAAUCCCAAAUACCAGAGAAUUUAUCUUAAUUAAAUAACCCUAUGGAUUCAGAUAGUUAAAUUCUCAAAUGA
Messenger RNA from Paramecium octaurelia, 1357 nucleotides. The record is from the annotation of a GenBank genome assembly. NCBI's taxonomy places the organism in Eukaryota, Ciliophora, Oligohymenophorea, Peniculida, Parameciidae.